Sesamum indicum (sesame) is the source of this 1502-nucleotide messenger RNA. RefSeq names its product GLABRA2 expression modulator. The record is from RefSeq and is a predicted model, not a curated record. NCBI's taxonomy places the organism in Eukaryota, Viridiplantae, Streptophyta, Magnoliopsida, Lamiales, Pedaliaceae.
CACCGCGCGUUAAACUCGCCAGUUGCCCUCGCGCUCUCAUGCCCCCUUACACCACCGGAAAUAUCGGUAACCUUGUCUUACCUACUUCAGGAACGCGAUUACCCAAAGGGACGAGAGGUGUUUACAUCGCAGCACAUAAGUCCACGCGCCGCCCACGCGCUGCCAACAUCUACAAACACAGAGAGAAAUUCCCAUUUCUUUUCCAUUUUCUUGUUUUCAUCGGCAUGUCCAUUUCCUGAGAACGAUGGAGCAGCCGGCGCACAAAAGUCAAGAGGGCAACAAUGCCGAGGAAAAGAAACCCGUAUCACCGGGUAAUGAUCCGACCCCUGUCGAGAAACCCGCCCCGGAACCGAAGCCCGAGGGCAGCGCGUUAAAGCCAGGAGAUGGUGCUGAUGAUAACACCAAUGACACCACCGUCGAUAUUGAUUUAAAUGGGAGAAACGGUAGUCCGGGGGAGAAUGAUAUUGCGUCGCGGGCGGGCGGUUUGAAACCGAAAAAAUCGGUGCGGUGGAGCCAUGAUGUGGCGACGGGGUCGCCGGUGCCGAGGGGUUUUGAUCACGGAUCCAGCAAUCCAUACGUUAAUUACUCGCCCGCGCCUUCCGCCAAUUCCUCGUCCUUCAAUUUCAAAGAUACUAUGGUUAGUGUGAAGAAUGUGCUGGGGAGAUGGGGGAAGCAGGUAGGAGAAGCAACGAGAAUGGCUGAGGAUUUUGCGGAGAACACUUGGCAGCAUUUGAAAACAAGCCCUAGUCUAGCGGAGGCCGCCCUAGGAAGAAUUGCACAUGGAACAAAGGUUCUAGCUGAAGGUGGUUAUGAGAAAAUAUUCCGGCAAACAUUCGAGACAAUUUCAGACGAGCAGCUGAAAGAUUCAUAUGCAUGUUACUUAUCCACUUCAGCCGGGCCCGUCAUGGGUGUUCUGUAUGUGUCCACUGCGAAGCUGGCAUUUUGUAGUGAUAAUCCGCUACCGUAUCAAAGUGGUAACAAGACUGAGUGGAGCUAUUAUAAGAUUGUCAUCCCAUUACAUCUACUGAAAGCUGUGAACACUUCAGCAAGCAGAACAAAUCCAGCUGAGAAAUACAUCCAGGUUAUAUCCAUUGAUAACCAUGAAUUUUGGUAUAUGGGCUUUAUGAGUUAUGCCGGAGCAGUCACUUGCUUACAGGGGACACUACAACCUCAUCAAAUCCAGUCCGUGUAAAUUAUCAUCCACAUUCUCAUAUGUGUACAUUCUACGUUCCAAAUCUUACGCAUAUCAUUAAGACAGGCUACCUCGUUGGAGAACAAAUUCGACGAAGAUCUAUUGCCCUCAGAAUUUCAAUGGAAUGUUUUGGGGAAAAAUAUAUUAAGUUGCUGCAGAAACCGGAUUGAUUGCAUGUCGGUGCUCUUAUUUAAAUCUUUACAAUUUAAUUAUUAUUGAUCGAUUGUAUAGAUUCAGAUCAUUCAAUUAUUUGGUGUGUAUAUAUAUAUGUAAUAUAAUGGUCAUUAUAAAUAUAAAAUAUUUUAUUUGU